This is a messenger RNA of Rattus norvegicus (Norway rat), 3325 nucleotides long. The record is from RefSeq and is a predicted model, not a curated record. Lineage: Eukaryota; Metazoa; Chordata; Mammalia; Rodentia; Muridae.
CUGUAAAGUCAGGCUGCUUGCCUUGGCUCUUUUAAAAGGCAGAGCCACAGAGAAGGCGGUGCUCUGGGAGGAACCAAGGAGAAACCAAUGAGCAGCCCCUAUUAGGCCUAGGUCAAGUGUGCUGGUCCAGAACGCAGCCUGCAAGCACCAGGUUAUGGUCCCUGCGAUGCUCACCGGCUACAUGUCCCUGAGAGGAGUCUCUGCGUGGUUGCUGAGCCGCAAGCUCGGCCUGCGCUUCUCGCGCGUUCCACGUACGUGGAGCUCGGCGGCCGCGCACACGGAGAAGACACAGAUCCGAUCGGUCAAAUCCUCUCGUCCUGUGUUUGACUGGAAGGACCCACUGGUCCUGGAGGAGCAGUUGACUGCCGAUGAGAAACUCAUCAGGGACACCUUCCGUAACUACUGCCAGGAACGACUUAUGUCUCGAAUUCUGCUGGCCAAUCGAAAUGAAGUUUUUCACAGGGACAUUGUAUAUGAGAUGGGGGAGCUGGGUGUGCUGGGACCCACCAUUAAAGGGUAUGGCUGUGCUGGAGUGUCAUCGGUGGCCUAUGGGCUCCUGACUCGAGAGCUAGAGAGGGUGGACAGCGGCUACAGGUCGAUGAUGAGUGUUCAGUCCUCCCUUGUCAUGCACCCCAUCUAUACCUAUGGGAGUGAGGAGCAGCGACAGAAGUAUCUGCCCCGACUGGCCAAGGGUGAACUUCUGGGCUGCUUCGGACUUACAGAGCCCAACCAUGGGAGUGAUCCAGGCAGCAUGGAGACCAGAGCUCGCCACAAUCCAUCAAACAAGAGCUACACUCUCAGUGGAACCAAGACCUGGAUCACCAACUCCCCUGUGGCUGACCUAUUCGUAGUGUGGGCUCGGUGUGAGGAUAACUGUAUCCGGGGCUUCCUGCUGGAGAAGGGGAUGCGGGGCCUCUCAGCCCCUAGGAUUGAAGGAAAGUUCUCCUUGCGGGCCUCAGCUACUGGUAUGAUCAUCAUGGACAGCGUGGAAGUGCCCGAGGAGAAUGUGCUGCCUAAUGUGUCAAGCCUGGCGGGCCCUUUUGGCUGCCUUAACACUGCCCGAUAUGGCAUCACAUGGGGUGUGUUGGGAGCUGCUGAGUUCUGUUUGCACACAGCUCGGCAGUAUGCUCUGGACAGGAUCCAGUUUGGAGUCCCCUUGGCCAGGAACCAGCUGGUUCAGAAGAAGUUGGCAGACAUGCUCACUGAGAUCACACUGGGCCUCCAUGCAUGUUUACAACUUGGCCGUCUAAAGGAUCAGGACAAGGCUACUCCAGAAAUGGUCUCCCUGUUGAAGAGAAACAACUGUGGGAAAGCCCUGGACAUCGCCCGCCAGGCACGAGACAUCCUGGGAGGAAAUGGGAUUUCUGAUGAGUACCAUGUGAUCCGGCAUGCUAUGAAUUUAGAGGCAGUGAACACUUACGAAGGUCAGGGCUGGGCUCAGGGAGGAGGGUGUCAUGGGGAGACAGCAGUAAGGAGGCACACCACCAGCUGUCACCAAGUGGCUUCAAGCCCUACCCCUGUCCUUAAGAGUUAUUUGUUCAGAGCUUGUAAGAGAGACUACAUGACCCUGUGAGAUGCUCCUGACCCUUGUUCUCAUCAUGGGAUGGGACAUGAAGAAGAACACAGUCCCAAGAGCAAGGUGCCAAGAGAGGUACAGUGCAGGGGGGUGUGAGGAAGAAAACAGCACACACUUUGUAUCACUACUUUAUGUUCAGAGAAAAAGCUGUUUGUAAAUUACAAAACUCACAAGGGCAUGGACCCAUGGCUUAGGACAAACUUGGAAAAAGACAUGAAAAACUGGAGGGCCAAAGUGUAAAGGCGGGCUGUGGGGAUAGCUCAAUGAGCCAACAGUUGCUGAAAAGUCAGAGAACCCGAGUUUAAGUCCCCACAGCUUUUGUGAGGCCAGCACAGUCACAUGUGUCUGUAAUCCAGUGUUCUAGGUAAAAUGGGAAACUCAGGCAGGAAUCCUUAGGUGCUCUCAGAUCAGCUAGCUGAGUACACACUAGUCAACAAGAACAACAAAGGACCAAGACCUGAGGCUGCCCCCUGGCCUCCACAUGUGCACCUAAACUUACACAUCUUUGACCAAUAUUAAGAAGGGGAGCAAUACAAUCCCAUAUGAUCCAUGCAAAGUGGGGACACCAGCUUCACGGGUAGAGAAACUUCUAGACAGAAAAAGCAGAAUAUAUGGGAUACCUUCCCUUCCUGCCCUAACAAAUGAGGAUUUGAACCAGGGGAAAAUCCCACAGCCUUCAGUAUUUAUCUUAGGCUAUGGGAUGAAACAUUCCAGAAAUAGUGAGGGAGGAGUGAGGUGAGAUCCUACAAUGUGAGCACAAUUUGAGAUGGGUCAGAUUUAGGCUUGUGGAAAUAAAUGGUAUUAUUUGACCUCCAAAAAAGGAAGCCAUGGUUUCUGCCGCUGUCCCUGAAGUGGGAAAGAGCAAAGGACCAACCAUGCUUUUGCAUAGACCAUCAUCAGUCUUUCCAAUUCUGGAAUAAAGUAUGACCAGGGUGAAAUCAAAACAUUUAAUCAACUAUAGACGUGGGUUGGGAGAAUUUGCUAAGGCUAGGCCUAUGGCAGGGUCUAACCUUAUCACACUUUGGUAAUUAGCACACACAUAAUUGGUGGCUUUGUGUUGGGUUACAGAACUGUAAGACAUAUCAGCAUGGCUUAAACAGCCUCUGUGCCUUCUCUUGGUGACAAGGCAUUAAGAUGGAAGCCUCUUAGCAGGAGUCAGCAUUCACCAUCCUUGUAAUUCUGUUCUUCGGAAGUGGGAACCUAGGACGACACGUGGGGUGGCUGUAAAGGUAAGUUACAGGCUGAGGAGUCCAAACCAACUUUGACAUUCAUCUCACACAGGUACACAUGACAUCCAUGCUCUGAUCCUGGGGAGAGCAAUUACUGGGAUUCAGGCAUUCACGGUUGAAAAAUGAACCCACUUCAACAGAGAAAUACUUUGCUCAAGAAGUAAUGGAUGGACCCAGCUUUUAUGGUUGAAAGUGAGACACUGAUUUGAGACUUAGGAAAUGUCUUUCUUCAUUCAGAUAUGCUCUAUAGAAAGAAGAAGAAAUUAAUUCUCAGUGUGGCUCUUGGCCCUCAGUGCUUUUUAACUGUGGAUGAAAUCAAACUCCAUCUACCCUGUUUUAAGUUUUUUGGAACUGGAAGAGACAAAGGGGAGUGACACAGAAGCCACUGAGACGGAGCAGACCUUGUGUGAGAAGGUGUAGUGGACUUUACAGUGAGCCUUCCUGCCUCUAUCCCAGGAGCAGUACCUUCUGUGUUCAACACUAAGCAGAUAAAAGAGGAAAAUAAAGAGCCUGUGCCUUA